AUGAACCCUGGAUUCAUUGUUACCAUUACUUAUACGAGUUCUAGUAGAUGGGAUACUGAUGAUGUGGUAAAACAACCUAUAAAGGAACGUAUUGUUGGGCAUGAUGUUAUAGGAAUUACUGAUGAUUUCCAGAUGACACCUCAAUUAGAAAAACUUUUUAAUGAUAACGAAGAUAUUCUUGAAACUAAUUUAGUUAGUGUUCAAAGUAUUAUGAAGAAAUAUCGAAAGUUUUAUCAUGAUGAGGCGAAAUGGAAAGAAGAUACACUUAGCUACGGAUUUUUUUUCAACGUUUAUGAUAAUCCCUCGAUACCACUAGAAGCAUUACCGGUAUUGUUGGUAUCAACCGAGAACAAUCAUCUCGUACAAUCUAUUCCUGAAAGUGACUACCCAAGUUUAGUUUAUUUGUAUGAACGUAUGAGAAUCGUUAAUUUAUCAAGAGUUCAUCAAUGGUGGUACUUGUUUUGGGAAGACUUAUGGAGAAAAAAUAAUAAAGAGAUACCACAUUUAUCUAAAAAUCCACGGGAUUUUUCACCUGCAUAUAGUGUUAGUAUAUGUUACAAGCCAAUGACAAGAUUAGAGCUGGAAGAAUUUUUGGAAAAAAGAGGGUGUUGGCAAAAUGGUGGCAAAAAAGGAUUUUUGCAUUCUGGUGUUUUAAAUAGGAUAUAUUUGUAUUUAAACAAUGUUGUAUUUCACGGAAACUAA
This is a messenger RNA of Entrophospora sp. SA101, 702 nucleotides long. The record is from the annotation of a GenBank genome assembly. Lineage: Eukaryota; Fungi; Glomeromycota; Glomeromycetes; Entrophosporales; Entrophosporaceae.